Rotaria socialis is the source of this 924-nucleotide messenger RNA. NCBI's taxonomy places the organism in Eukaryota, Metazoa, Rotifera, Eurotatoria, Philodinida, Philodinidae. The record is from the annotation of a GenBank genome assembly.
AUGAUAAACAACAACGAAUGUUGUUCUCAAUGUCAAAAAACAUCUUAUUUACCGGUUCGUUCCAGCUGGGCUAAAGCUGCAUUAACAAAAAUAGAAAGCGAUCAACAUUUAGCAGAUAUUGAUCGACGUACAUGGUAUCGUUUAACACGAAGUGAUCUUUUACUUGAAGAACUUCGAGAACUAUUUCAUGAAUUUCAUGAAGAUGAAGAAACAACUAAAUUUAUAGAUCAAAGUCAAAACAGAUCUGACAAUAUACCUCUACAAGUUCUUCAUAGUCUUGCUAGUUCUUUAUUGACUGUAUUUAUUGCACGAACAUCAGCUAAUGGUUUAAUUGGUCGUGGUCGUAUGUUUGUUUAUUCUACUAAUCAAUUUAAAACAUUACUUGGCCUCGAUAAUAAUUCACAAUUCAAAUUCAAAUCACUUCUUGAUAUUGGUGCUGGAGAUGGCUCUGUCACUAGAAGAAUGGCUAGCCUAUUCGAAAAAGUCUACGCUACUGAGAUGUCGAAAGUAAUGCAAUGGAGUCUUUCAAAUUACGGUUAUGAAAUACUUGAUGUAGACCAAUGGGGAGAUAUAAAAUUUGAUGUAAUAACAUGUUUGAAUGUUCUUGAUCGCUGUGAAAAACCAUUGAGUUUACUGAAAAAAAUUCGCGAACAUACAAAUCCUAAUCAUGGCCGCGUUAUAAUGAGUCUUGUUUUACCAUUCAAGCCUUAUUUUGAAUAUAGUAAAGAUCAUCGUCCAGAUGAAUCAAUUCAUAUAGAAGGUCGCUUACCUGAAGAACAGAUAAAUGAAAUUGUUUCAAAUAUUUUUCAACCAUUAGGUUUUCGCUUGAAAAAAAUAACUCGAUUGCCAUACCUAUGUGAAGGUGAUAUGGAACGAAGUUAUUAUUUUCUUUCGGAUUAUAUUUUUGUAUUAGAAAUCAGUUAA